AUGCUCAGCCGCGUCCUCAGAACCGCUGUUCGCCACCCAAGGGCUCUGCGGUCGUUCGCGACGACCCACAACAUUCCGGCGGGACCAUUCACAGAAAUUUCAACACUUUCGAAUGGGCUCACUGUGGCGACCGAAAGUCAUCCGCAUGCCCAGACUGCAACUGUCGGUGUAUGGAUAGAUGCAGGCUCGCGAGCGGAGACGGACAAAACAAACGGUACUGCUCAUUUCCUGGAACAUAUGGCUUUCAAAGGCACCAACCGACGAACUCAGCACGCUCUCGAGCUCGAGGUUGAAAAUAUUGGCGCACAUCUCAAUGCAUACACCUCUCGUGAACAAACAGUCUACUACGCGAAGAGUUUCAAGAAGGACGUUCCCAUUGCCGUUGAUAUCAUCAGCGACAUUCUCCAGAAUUCUAAACUCGAAAAUUCUGCCAUCGAGAGGGAGCGCGAUGUAAUCCUUCGGGAGCAGCAAGAAGUCGACAAGCAGCUAGAGGAAGUUGUUUUUGACCACCUUCACGCUGUUGCUUUUCAACACCAGCCUUUAGGGCGCACCAUCUUAGGCCCGAAAGCCAACAUUCUCUCCAUCCAACGAGAUGACCUCGCAUCGUAUAUUAAAGCCAACUACACUGCUGACCGUAUGGUUCUUGUUGGUACCGGUGGUAUUGAACAUGGAGAACUCGUCAAACUCGCCGAACGGCACUUCUCCACCCUCCCUGUAUCUGCCAACCCCCUUCCUCUCGGAAGCCUCUCUACCGCAGCCUCGCGGAAACCCACUUUCGUCGGCUCCGAAGUCCGUAUCAGAGACGACGAGCUUCACACCGCUAAUAUUGCCAUAGCGGUUGAGGGUGUUGGUUGGUCAUCACCCGACUUCUUCCCCAUGAUGGUCAUGCAGUCGAUCUUUGGUAACUGGGACCGUUCCUUGGGAGCCUCACCUCUCCUUUCUUCCCGCCUUUCCCACAUAAUUUCGUCUAACAACCUGGCCAACUCUUUCAUGUCCUUCUCCACUUCAUAUUCCGACAGUGGUCUAUGGGGCAUCUACCUUGUCACCGAAAAUCUCUCAAACCUAGACGAUGCCAUAAAGAUGACGCUCAAGGAAUGGCAAAGAAUGAGCAUUGCUCCGACGGAGGUAGAGGUUGAACGGGCUAAGAGCCAACUCAAGGCUGGUCUUUUGCUCAGCCUUGAUGGAACAACGGCUGUUGCAGAGGACAUCGGAAGGCAGCUUGUCACUACUGGAAGCAGAAUGUCGCCCAAACAGUUAGAAAAUGCGGUGGAUGCUGUUUCCGUUGAAGACAUCAAACGGGUCGCAUCAAAAUACCUCUGGGAUAAGGACUUUGCCAUGGCCGCUAUCGGACCCAUCGAUGGAUUACUUGAUUACAACCGCAUUCGUUCUGAUAUGUCGUCGAUGAUUUAUUAG
Molecule: messenger RNA, 1413 nt
Organism: Marasmius oreades (fairy-ring Marasmius)
Lineage: Eukaryota; Fungi; Basidiomycota; Agaricomycetes; Agaricales; Marasmiaceae
Exons: 3
Coding region: 1-1413 (470 amino acids)
Cellular component (GO): mitochondrion
Molecular function (GO): metalloendopeptidase activity; metal ion binding
Source: RefSeq, a predicted model, not a curated record